Messenger RNA from Monopterus albus (swamp eel), 2052 nucleotides. RefSeq names its product mitochondrial ribosomal protein L13 (gene mrpl13). Lineage: Eukaryota; Metazoa; Chordata; Actinopteri; Synbranchiformes; Synbranchidae. Gene Ontology annotation, cellular component: ribosome; mitochondrial large ribosomal subunit. The record is from RefSeq and is a predicted model, not a curated record. Gene Ontology annotation, biological process: translation; negative regulation of translation. The transcript has 7 exons. The coding region runs from base 80 to 673 and encodes 197 amino acids. Gene Ontology annotation, molecular function: mRNA binding; structural constituent of ribosome.
GGAAGGAAGUGUAGAAACUACGUUGAGGUGCAACGUCAAAACAGGGCCAAAUAGAAAGUAUUACUUGGAAUAAACUUAAAUGUUAGAAAUUAUUAUCCUCGAUUAUUUAUUUAAACGUUGUCUUCGAGAUGUAUCAGCAAGUAGCAGUCAUGAAAUAACGCAAUGGGCGACCUUCGCCCGGUCCUGGUUCCUAAUUGAUGCUAGAAUGCAACCUCCUGGGAAGAUUGCAGUCAUGUGUUCUGUUCGAUUACAGGGGAAACACAAACCUAUUUAUCAUUCAUUGAGUGACUGUGGUGACCAUGUGGUAGUCAUAAACACCAGACACAUAGCUUUCUCUGGAAACAAAUGGGAGCAGAAGGUCUAUUCAUCUCACACUGGGUAUCCAGGUGGAUUCAAGCAAGUCACAGCUGCCAUGCUCCACCAAAAAGAUCCAAAAGCUAUUGUGAAGUUAGCGGUGUACGGCAUGCUGCCUAAGAAUCUGGCCCGACGCACCAUGAUGCAGCGACUACACCUGUUUCCUGAUGACGAGCUUCCAGACGACAUCCGAGCCAACCUGACAGAGGAGCUGCCUCAGCCCAGAGAGAUUCCCAGGAAACUCAGCGAAUACACCCAGGAGGAGAUAGACGCCUUCCCCAGGCUCUGGACACCACCUGAAGACUACAAGAUGAAAUGAAAUCGCAGCUGCCCGAUGUGACCAAAAGUUGCAAAGGUUUUUUUGUUUUUUGUUUUUUACAUCAAUGCUACAUUGAAAGCAACAGUAGUAUCAAUUUAUAUCUGUUACGAUACUUGGCAAAAUAUUGUAAACGUGAGUGGUCAGACAGGUUUCACAGGAUUUAAACACCAAAAGCUGAUUUCCUCUGGUCAGAUGAAACAUUAGAAAACAGCCUGUAAGGCCAGUCAACAGAACUAUGUCUGCUCCAAUGCUGGCAGCAAGGCGUGACUGGGCUUUAAAGCUAAGUCAUAAUAUAGUCAUGUCAACACAAACUGUGCGCUGCUGUUUCUGCGGGGGUAAAAACAAUAAAGCCUGUCAGUUGUGUUACCUUUGACAGGACCGCGGCAGACGUGAAUAAUCGAGGAACAGCUCGAGCCGUCACCAUGGGGCUCGGCUCUGAUCAGAGGAAAUCAAAUUCUGAGUCUUUUUCUGAUUAUAGAAGCAUGAAAUGAUCAGAUCUGGCCCAUAAAAAUGACAUCUGUUAAAGCUGAUCCUGCCUGUGGAGGUUUGUGGAUGCACAGUGAAUCAAAUUAAUGUGCUAGCAUGACAACAUUCAAACCAUCAGUGUAGGUUCAGUAGAUAAUGUAGAUUUUGAUCAGAAAAGAUUGUGGUUUUUGUCUGUCAGAAGUUUCCAUACUGUUUUAAGUUGAACAAUAGUAAGCAAUUUAAUUAACCUCUAGUAAUGUCAUGUACAUAAAUGUUGUAAAAUCAAGUUAAAGUUGGAUCUGUUUGUGCCCCUAAAGUUAAACAACUGGCCUAAAACACAAUUUUGUACUCAGAUUUAUUGGUUAUAAAAGCAAACAAAAUAGAAAAUAAAUAAGUUCAUUUCAUACUAAAGGGCGUGGUGGUGGACACAUUCCUGAUUAAAACUGUUCAAGCUUGACAGUUUAAAUCUCGAACAGACCGGGACCAGCUCACGGCUAAACAUUUAGAGCUUGUUGUGUUUUUUUUUUCUUGACUGCAGUGCAGGAGGAGCCAAGUUUACACUUCUCAUUCAAUCAUGAUUCCUUUCACUGAGCCGCAGCUGACUGUUUAGAAUAAUAACUGGCUGGAGGUCUCCUUCCAGAGAGAGGUCAACCAGUGAGCAGGCCCGCCUUUGCAUAAGAACAAUAAACUAAACUGGGGCAGCAACACAAGACACCAACAACAUAGACUUGUCCUAUAAAUUCACCACAUGUCUGAGUAUUAAAACCCAGAAUAGACCUGCUCAAUCUUUGAAUAAAACAUUACAGGACAGAAUGUCAUUGGCAGCCAGAUUUUCUCUGGAUAAAAAAUGAGAAUUUAAAAAAGUGAUCAACUUUGUGUUGCACAAACACAAGACUGUAUGGAAGAAUCACUUC